AUGCUUCUCCGUCUGCCUGCCAGCCUACAUUACCCGAUUACCGUGACGUCGUUGCUAAAACAGCCCGGCGACACGGUUGAGAGGGAUGAGGCUUUGUUUUGGUAUGUCUAUGAGACUACCGUCCCCGAGGGUGAUGGACUGGGGAACAUCGUCGAGGUGAAGCGUCGGUACCCGACUAGAUUUGAAUCGACGGUUGAUGGGGAGAUUGUUAAAUGGGAAAUCCAAAAGGGAGAUGUCAUUGAUGAACCGGUCAAUGUUGUUGAGAUCGAUGAGCCUUGCGCGCACGAGAUCCAGUUUGGAGGACUUUGCGCCGAGUGCGGGAAGGACAUGACUGAAUCUACCUACAACACCGAAAUCACCGAUUCCAUGCGCGCUCCUAUCUCUAUGGCUCAUGAUAACCUCACACUUACGGUCAGCGCACGGGAAGCGACCCGAGUUGAAGAAGAUGCGAAGCGCCGGCUACUUGCAUCGAGGCGUUUGACCCUUGUGGUGGAUCUUGAUCAAACUAUCAUCCAUGCCACUGUUGAUCCGACAGUGCGAGAAUGGAGAGAAGACAAGCAAAAUCCAAACCACGAAUCUGUGCGCGAUGUGCGAGAAUUUCAAUUGAUUGACGACGGGCCUGGGAUGCGUGGAUGCUGGUACUACAUCAAGCUGCGACCAGGACUGGAGGAAUUCUUGCAAAAUGUGGCUGAGAUUUAUGAGUUGCACAUCUACACCAUGGGUACUCGUGCUUAUGCCCAACAUAUUGUUGAUAUCAUUGACCCCACUCGCAAACUCUUUGGAGACCGAAUUCUUAGUCGUGACGAGAGCGGAAGUUUAACGGUCAAGGACCUGCAACGGCUGUUCCCAGUGGACACAAAGAUGGUGGUAAUCAUUGAUGAUCGUGGUGAUAUCUGGCGGUGGAGUCCCAAUCUUAUUAAAGUCUCACCUUAUGACUUCUUCGUCGGAAUUGGCGACAUCAAUUCAAGUUUCCUCCCAAAGAAGGAAGACAUUGGAGCGAAUAAGCCUCAAAUCGAAGCCAAGGCACCAGAGAAAACCAAAGAACAUCAUGUGAAUGGUAAAAUGCAAGGGGGCACCGAGAUCUCAGCAUUAGAACAGCUAGUGACCAUGGGUGGAGAUAGCCCAAGACUCCUCCAGGAACAGGCCGAUGCACAAGAAGAGACAAUAUUGCAUCAGGUGGAGGACCGACCUCUGCUGCAGAAGCAAAAGGAAUUGGAGGCAGAGGAUAAUAACGACGAAACCAGUGAUCCAUCGUCUGGCGUUGAAGAAACCCAGGAACAUGCGAAACAUCGCCAUCACCUACUCGAGGAUCACGAUCAAGAACUCUACCAACUGCAAGACCGACUCGAACAAGUACAUCUUCAAUUCUAUGACGAAUAUGACAAGAGGCGCACUCAAGCUCUUGGCGGUCGCGUUGCAGCUCUCAGGGGUGAGAAGGUUCACUCGAAAGAUAAAGACGUGGACCUCAAAUUGGUCCCCGAUGUCAAGGAUAUCAUGCCGCGGAUCAAACGCCGUAUCCUCGGAGGGGUGGUUUUGGUAUUUUCAGGUGUCCUUCCUCUGGGCAUAGACUUCCAAAAUGCAGACAUCUCCCUAUGGGCGAAGAGCUUUGGUGUGACGAUCUCGUCACGGGUAAAUGCCCGCACAACUCAUCUCGUGGCUGGCCGCAACCGCACCGCGAAGGUGAGAGAAGCCACUCGCUACCCUAACAUCAAGAUCGUGACGACGCAAUGGCUUGUCGACUCGUUGGUUCAGUGGAGACAUUUGGACGAAGAACCCUAUCUCCUCCCGCUUCACCCAGACGACCGAGGCGACCCCCUGACCCCAAGUGAACUCGAACUUGAGACGUCCUUGCUAUCAUCCACAGACGAAGAUAUGACAGGGUCCCAAUGGACACAAGAAGACGACGCCGAAGACAUCUUCAAGUCAUCCGGUCUGGACGAGACAUCGCCGGUCGGGUAUGAUGCCGACGAGCAAGCUGCUGUGCAUGAUGAACUGAAGGACUUCCUGGGUAGCGACGACGAAAGCGAAAGUGACACCGAGUCGUUAUUAGAUGAACCCGCAGGAGGCAAGAAGCGUAAACGCAAUGAAGAGACCGAAAGUGGCACUGAUGAAGAGUCGGGAGAUGAUGAUGGAGAGGACCAUGACAAACAAGGCUCCCGGCUCUCCCAACGAAUCAAACGCUCCUACGAGCGCAACACCAAGUUGCGAGAAAUCACCUCUGCUCCUGCCUCUGGUAGUGACCAGAUUUCCCCAGACUCAAAGACUCCAGUUGUGGAAGGUGUGUCUGACUCCGAUACAGCAGGAACAACCGGUCCAAAGGCCGACUACCCUGAUCCAGAUGACGAUGACGAUGAGCUGGAACGGGAAAUGCUAGCUGCAUUUGAGGGUGGAGGUUAUGACUCUCAAGCAGAGGCAGAAGCUGCAGCUGAGAAUGGAUAA
Molecule: messenger RNA, 2439 nt
Organism: Penicillium griseofulvum
Lineage: Eukaryota; Fungi; Ascomycota; Eurotiomycetes; Eurotiales; Aspergillaceae
Gene: fcpA
Product: protein-serine/threonine phosphatase
Exons: 3
Coding region: 1-2439 (812 amino acids)
Cellular component (GO): nucleus
Molecular function (GO): RNA polymerase II CTD heptapeptide repeat phosphatase activity
Source: RefSeq, a predicted model, not a curated record